Bombina bombina (fire-bellied toad) is the source of this 1896-nucleotide messenger RNA. RefSeq names its product putative nuclease HARBI1. The transcript is spliced from 4 exons. The coding region runs from base 752 to 1804 and encodes 350 amino acids. The record is from RefSeq and is a predicted model, not a curated record. NCBI's taxonomy places the organism in Eukaryota, Metazoa, Chordata, Amphibia, Anura, Bombinatoridae.
CAUUGAGUCGUAAUUCAGUUUGCGUGCACUCGCAAACCGUUAAAUAUGCUGUCGAAAGCAAUAGCGUUUAACGACUGUUUCCAAUGGCGCGUUAUACCUUAAUAUCGGCUUCCGGACUUCGGCUGCCGAAAAGAUUUUCGCGUCCCAUAGAAAGUAAUAGAAGCCGUUAAUCGAUAAAUUAUACCAGGUUUCCAUUGAAAGCGCUAACCGUUAAUACACUGUCGGAGGCUGUCGAUACAUUGAGACAUAUUACCCCCAGCUCAACUAGGUGUAAAGGAGGAAAAAAGAGCUUUUUGAGGCCUGUUUCUCAUUGAAAUUGAAAAUCACAAAAAAAUUACAUAUAGAAAUAUAAUUUUAUCUAAUAAUAAUCUUCUCCUACAUGUAUAUAUGUAUGAUAAUUGUAUAUAUAUAUUUGACCUAUAUAAAUCAUAUAAUUUUAAUAAUUACUUUUAACUGUUAUGAUAAAGGCUGAUAUAUUUAAAUUGAAAAAUAUAAUAAUUACAUUCAGUGUCUUUGAAUUUCCGAUAUGUAACUACAUAUAUGUUGAAAUUAUAGUUCAUAUCAAAAAUAAAAGUCAUGAGUAAGUAUAUACUUUCAAACUGUUCAUUAAAUUAAGGAUUAGAUGAGAUGAAGAUAAGCCCUCCCCCCCAUGUUAUUCAUUGCAAUCACCAGUUUCACAUAUGUUAACAAGCAACACACAGCUAUAAAAAAAAGACCACACCUAGCCUAACCUCAGAACAGAUAUUUCAAAAUGCAGGGUGAGAGAGAAGCUGACAAUGCUGAAGUUAGACAGCGUAGGCCUGACAUCCCCAGAGUGAGGCUGGAUAUAGAAACCCUGAAUGAGCAGCAGGUGUUUGAAAGUUUCAGGCUCAACAGGGAGAAAAUAUAUCAGUUAUAUGCCCUGUUGCAAGAUAGGCUGGAAAGCCAGGGCUAUUCAAGCAGGGCUGUCCCUGGAAUGACCAAACUACUAGGGGCACUUCAUUUUUUGGCUUCUGGAUCCUUUCAGGUGACAGGGGGCAUUGUAACUGGGGUGCAUAAGUCCACUCUUUCUAAGCAUCUUUCAAAAGUUAUUGAUGGACUUUAUGAUAAUUGCAGAAAAUUUAUUUUUUUCCCCACAUCACCCAGAGGUUGGCGUGAUGUUAAGAGGGACUUUUUUCUUUUAGGUGGCAUACCCAAUGUCCUUGGGGCCAUUGACUGCACUCAUAUUGCCCUAAGACCCCCUGUGCGCAGGGAGAUAAUAUUUAGAAAUAGGAAACACUUCCACUCCUUAAAUGUGCAGAUUAUAUGUGAUGCAAACAUGCGCAUAUUAAAUGUUGUGGCAGGGUUCCCAGGAAGUAGCCAUGAUGCCUACAUCCUCAGGAAUUCUGGUGUGUGGAGAUUGUUUGAGACAAAUCAAAUGCCUGAAGGACAUCUCCUCGCAGAUUCUGCAUAUCCUCUUAAAAAAUGGAUUUGGACACCAUUGAAAGAGAACCAGGUUGUUGGGCCUGCUGAAUUAAGAUAUAAUGAAGCACAUAUCCGAACACGUGCUAUAAUAGAACGACUGUUUGGUGUUCUAAAAAUGCGCUUUCGCUGCCUGGACAGAUCAGGGGGGGAUCUCCAAUUCAGUCCGGAAAAAGCUAUUAAAAUCAUAGUGGCAUGUUGCUGUCUACACAACAUGGCACAGGAGCAUGGGAUGUUGAACGACUUACUUCCAACACCACAGCCCCCAGGUGAAAUCUUUGAGCCUGAUGUAAUUAAUCAUCCCCAACCCCUCAAUGCCCAUUUGGAGAGAUCUGCAACUAUUCAAGAAUUCUUUUCAGAUUGAAGAUUCUCAGAAAUGGAAUACCACUCCCCUCCCUCUCUCCUCAUCCCUAUAUUUACCACAUUUUCCCUAAAUAAAUGUAUACUUUACUCAAA